UUUGGCAUAGUCGUGUUCCUCAGGCACAAAGGGCAUUAGCCAGUGCCCUUUCAGUGAUAUCUCGUCAACAGAGUAAUGUACCUCAGCCAAGUGAAGCCCCUGUUAAACACAAGCCAUAUUCACCAUUCCAGAACACAUCAAGUGUAGGGGAGUAUGCUGUUGCAAGACUUGAUGAUCUUCUGAACUGGGGCAGAAAAGGUUCUUUGUGGCCUUUGACUUUUGGUCUGGCUUGUUGCGCUGUUGAGAUGAUGCAAUCUGCAGCAGCUCGAUACGAUAUGGACAGGUUUGGCAUUGUAUUUAGAGCUUCACCCAGACAAGCUGAUGUGAUCAUUGUGGCUGGAACACUCACAAAUAAAAUGGCUCCAGCCUUGAGAAAGGUAUAUGAUCAGAUGCCUGAACCUAGAUGGGUAAUCUCCAUGGGAUCAUGUGCAAAUGGCGGUGGAUAUUAUCACUAUUCAUAUUCAGUUGUGCGAGGAUGUGACCGCAUCGUUCCUGUUGAUAUUUAUGUCCCAGGCUGCCCUCCAACUGCAGAAGCUCUUCUAUACUCACUUCUUCAGUUGCAGCGUAAAGUUAAGAAGAUGAGAACCCUUCAAAUGUGGUAUAGGAAGUAAUUUGUCCUAUUUAUUUUACACUAAUUAUAUAGUAAAUCAGUUACUUGAUAGUACAGUAAUAUAGAUUUUGUUACUAUACUCUGUAGUUGCAUAAUUUUUGGAUAUUUCAUCUUAAAAUAGAAUUGUAAAUGAUGAUCAUCAUCUUUAUGUAAAUCGUUACAAGAAAUGUCUUCAAGGUAAAAGUUAUGCAGAAUAGUUGAAGUAUUAAGUUCAUGAAUUUGGAUUGGGUGUUUUAAGUAAAAACCAAUAUUUUUAAGGAAAUAUGAUAUGUAUUAUGUAGUAAUAAUACACUGAUGAAAUGUAAAUAUACUCAACCUAUGUAAA
Macrobrachium nipponense is the source of this 935-nucleotide messenger RNA. RefSeq names its product NADH-quinone oxidoreductase subunit B-like. Gene Ontology annotation, molecular function: 4 iron, 4 sulfur cluster binding; NADH dehydrogenase (ubiquinone) activity; quinone binding. Lineage: Eukaryota; Metazoa; Arthropoda; Malacostraca; Decapoda; Palaemonidae. Gene Ontology annotation, biological process: mitochondrial respiratory chain complex I assembly; electron transport coupled proton transport; aerobic respiration. The record is from RefSeq and is a predicted model, not a curated record.